Molecule: messenger RNA, 1596 nt
Organism: Colletotrichum navitas
Lineage: Eukaryota; Fungi; Ascomycota; Sordariomycetes; Glomerellales; Glomerellaceae
Product: ubiquitin fusion degradation protein UFD1-domain-containing protein
Exons: 2
Cellular component (GO): VCP-NPL4-UFD1 AAA ATPase complex
Molecular function (GO): polyubiquitin modification-dependent protein binding
Source: RefSeq, a predicted model, not a curated record
GGCGGCGGUUUCUAUGGAAUCCAGAAGAAACCCCACCAUCCUGCUGAUUCAUCGCGGCCGUCACCGUGGUGUUUGUUUUCUACACUACCUAAGUAGACUCCGGUUACUCGACGCUUUCUCUUUUCCGAUCAUGUCAAGUUGCAACACCUCGAGCGCAAACCGUGCCUCCGACGAAAGAGCAGUUCCUUCAUUACCCCUCCACCCCACCUAGACUUGUUCGCCUGCCGUUCGUCAUUAACGGUCUGCAAAGCAAAAGAGACAACCGCCAAUUCGAGAACCGACGCGUCUGAACACGGCUAGGAGAACCAAGAUAUGGAGGAAUCCCAGCCUGAGCUGAAGUGGUCUGCGCCAUUUGCAGUACUACCACCCUCAAAAUCCUCCCCUCGAGACUUGCGUGGCGACAAGAUUCUUCUUCCUCCGUCUGCUCUUGAGCAGCUGCUCGCAGCAUCACCCCGACCACCCGCACCCGCAAACUCGACCUUCACCUCAUACGAUCCACUCAAUCCAUAUGCGCGCCAUCACCAAACCCAAUACCACCAUAGCGACACUUCCCAGCAACUGCCCAACCCCUUGAUGUUCCGCUUGGUCAAUCAGAACAACGGAAACGUUGUCUACGCCGGCAUUCGCGAGUUCUCUGCCGACGAGGGAGAGAUUGCCUUGGCUCCGUAUCUUAUGGAAGCUUUGGGCAUACUGCCGACUGAUUUUGGCAGCGAGACCUCCAGCAACGAACCCCUUGAUCUGACGGACGAUUCAACGAAACACACUCAGCCGAGGGUGACAGUGCACGCGAACCAACUGCCCAAGGGGACCUAUGUUCGCCUCAGACCGCUCGAGGCAGGUUACGACCCCGACGACUGGAAGUCUCUGCUCGAGCGUCAGCUGCGAGAAAGCUACACCACCCUCACAAAGGACUCCGUUCUCUCCGUUCGCGGCGUCAAAGGCGAAGAUUUCAAGUUCUUGGUCGACAAAUUCCUGCCCGAGGGGGACGGCAUCUGCGUCGUGGAUACCGACUUGGAAGUUGACAUUGAGGCUCUCAACGAGGAACAAGCCCGGGAGACUAUGCGCCAAAUCAUGGCCAAGGCCCAACCUGGUGCUGCGAAUGGAAGUUCGAAAGGAAGCGAGCUUGAUGUGUGGAAACCCGUUGAAGGCCAAGUUCUCCCAGGAGAAUACGUCGACUACGAGCUGCCCUCCUGGGACCGAACCCGACCCCUGACCAUUGAGCUCUCCGAGCUUUCAGUUCCCGAUGCAGUAGACUUGUUCAUCAGCCCAAAAUCUGCUCGGCAACGAGCCCAACCUCGCGACUUUGAACACGUUUUUGGCAACUUCGCUCCCUCUCAAGACGGAAGAAAGGUCAUCACCAUCCAACCUACUAAUAUCGAGCUGGAGAACGCAGAGCAGCUUCUCAUUUCGGUUCAUGGCUAUCCCUUGGCGGGAGGUUCUGAAGAUUCGGUACCAGUUCACUUUUGUCUCAGGGCGAAAGCCGAAGGAGAGGCAGACUUACAUGAUGUGACGGUUGACCUGGUGAACGAUGAGACGAGGCCAACAGACGAGGAACAGUGCAAAAACUGCCUCCAGUGGGUUCCCAAGCGCACCUUG